GGGAAGUGUCAACGAAUCAACACAUACUUUGUUUUUAGAUUUGCAACGUAGACUCCAUUUUGCGUCGUGUACAAAGUACGGAGACUGUGGAUUUUAUUUCUACAGAUCUUCUAUAGCAAUUCCUGAAGAUGUUUUUGUGGGAUUGGUUUGCAGGCAUCUUAAAUUAUUUAGGUCUUUAUAAAAAGUCGGGUAAGCUUGUGUUCCUUGGGCUAGACAAUGCUGGAAAGACAACACUGCUUCACAUGUUAAAAGAUGACCGGAUGGCACAGCAUGUUCCCACACUUCACCCAACUUCAGAAGAAUUAUCAAUGGGAGGAAUGAGGUUCACAACCUUUGACCUUGGAGGUCAUCAGCAAGCCAGAAGAGUGUGGAAGGAGUACUUUCCAGCUGUUGAUGGUAUAGUCUUUCUGGUAGAUGUAUGUGACAGGGAGAGGUUCGCAGAAGCCAAGGCAGAGUUAGAUAGUUUACUGACAGACGAACAAGUGGCCAGUGCACCUGUGCUUGUUCUUGGCAACAAAAUUGACAAGGCUGGUGCUGCAAGUGAAGAUGAAAUUCGUCACUGGUUAGGACUGCACGGGCAAACUACAGGAAAGGGAACAGUGCCCAGAAACGAGCUUCCGGGACGUCCAAUGGAAUUAUUCAUGUGUAGUGUUCUGAAAAGACAGGGAUACGGAGAGGGCUUCCGCUGGCUAGCUCAGUACAUCAAUUAAAAAAUGACUUUAAUAGCGCAACACAUAAGACAUGGUGAACACUGCAAGGCAACUUAACUUUUCCACAGAGAGACAAAUUGUAUUUCGGAAGUUCUAGAGAUUGACAUCAGGAUGGGAUAACUCCUCCUUCCAUUGAGAAGAAGCAGCUCUUUGUGAUAAUCAUUUCAACCAUGUUGAAUAACAAAGUUCAUUUGCUUACAACAACUCCAUGUUCGUUAUUCCACAUGAAUUAGUUUUGUUUUUUCUUCUCGUGCGAAAUUCCAUUGCUUUUGAGUAGGGAUCCUUUUUUUCCAUAUAAUUUUUUUUUUCAUUCUUUUUUGUGCUUCUGUGUUCAGAUAUAAACUAAAUUGAUUAAUACUUACAGGAUUUAUUAAAAAAAAAAGAUAAAAUAUUUUUAAACGGGUGUAUAUGUACUUGAAAAAUCCAUUAUUAAGAAUUAGAAAUUUUCCACCAAUGUAUUGCAAUUGACUGUGAAAACAAUCUUCUUGCCAUCAAAAGUGUUCAUCAUUUGUACCAAGACAAAAACAAAAAAACCCAAAAUAUAUAUUUCAGUACACUGUACACUUUACUAACAUUUCAAGUUUAUAGCAAAAAGUAUUACUUCUUUUCAGGAAAUAUAUCACUAAAGAUGAACUUGAAAAAAUAAAAAUGUAAAAUGCAGAUUUAUUUGUGUGUGUGUAUCAGUCAGCUUUUUUCCCCAUAGUCAGAUAUUAUUUGCUGGCAAUGACAUACCCUUACUUCUUUUUAAUUGAAAAUUUUGUGAAUUUUGAAAAGCUUGUUGUAUUGAUGUCCAUUUUUAUAUAAUGACGAUAAAAUAAAGCAAGGGUGUAUGAUGUUCUGAUAAGUGAGAGGAUGUACCAGGUAAAAGGUGUGUUCAACUACCUUCAUGAUUUUGUUUCCCUUACUUUUGUCUGGACUGUAAUUUUUGACAGACCGUUAAUUAUAGUGUUAUAAUCUACAGUUAUGCUGUUAAAGAUGCAUGAAUGUUUUUUGUGUUUGUAUCUGUAUGUUUAGGAUGGAUGAGAAUAAUAAAUUGUCAACUAUUUAUACACAA
Molecule: messenger RNA, 1764 nt
Organism: Magallana angulata
Lineage: Eukaryota; Metazoa; Mollusca; Bivalvia; Ostreida; Ostreidae
Product: GTP-binding protein SAR1-like
Exons: 7
Coding region: 129-710 (193 amino acids)
Biological process (GO): vesicle organization; endoplasmic reticulum to Golgi vesicle-mediated transport; membrane organization
Cellular component (GO): endoplasmic reticulum exit site; COPII vesicle coat
Molecular function (GO): GTP binding; GTPase activity
Source: RefSeq, a predicted model, not a curated record